AUGGAUAAAAAUAAACAGAGAGGCCCUCCUCCAAAGAGGUUUAAGUCGGGUGACGAUGAUGAAGACAAUGAAGUACCGUGCAGUUUUGAAGAACAAUUAGCCACUAUGGACAGUGGCGAAUUUGAUUCACAAGAAGUAUUCGGUGACGGUCCAGAAAAUCAAUCUACAAAUAUGAAAUGGUCAAGGCCUCCACCACCCUUAACAGAUCCAAAAAAAGAUAAGUUGGUAUUCCAACAGCUAGAUAUAGAUCAUUAUAAUGGUACACCAAUAAAAGGAAUGCCUGGAUCACAACUUGCCCCUGUCCCCAUAAUGAGGAUGUAUGGCGUUACUAUGGAAGGCAAUUCUGUAUGUUGCCAUGUUCAUGGAUUCACUCCAUAUUUUUAUGUAACAGUACCUAUCAAUUUUACAGAAUCAACAUGUAAUGACUUGAAAACAAACCUAAAUAAAGCUAUAUUAGAGGAUAUGCGCGGUAACAAAGAUAAUCUUAAAGAAACUGUGUUAGAGGUGCGUUUGGUUAAAGCAAAAUCUAUGAUGUAUUAUAAAGGUGAGAAUGAUAUUACUUUUGCUAGAGUAUCAGUUGCUUUGCCUAAACUCAUUGCUGCUGCAAAAAGAUUGAUGGAAAGGCAACCAACUUCAUUUGCACUAAUGGAUCCAAUGUUUUAUGAAACUAACAUUGAUUUUGAUAUCCGAUUCAUGGUAGACACUUUUGUAGUUGGUUGUAGUUGGAUUGAGCUCCCAGCUGGAAAAUGGUUUCUAAGAUCAAAGGAUUCACAAACUAGAAUUGAAUCUAGGUGUCAAAUAGAAGUAGAUGUGGCCUGGAAUGCAUUUGUAGCACACCAACCUGAAGGAGAGUGGUCCAAAGUUGCACCAAUAAGAAUUCUGAGUUUUGAUAUCGAGUGUGCUGGCAGAAAAGGUAUUUUUCCUGAACCUCAACAUGAUCCGGUCAUCCAAAUUGCAUCUAUGGUUAUCAGGCAAGGGGAAUUAGAACCAUAUGUUAGAAAUGUAUUUACAUUAAAAAGCUGUGCCCCCAUAGUGGGAUCACAGGUUCUUAGUUUUGAAUCAGAAUCUGAGAUGCUUGCUAAAUGGUCUGAUUUCUUCCGUGAACUUGACCCUGAUAUAAUAACUGGGUACAACAUAAACAAUUUUGACUGGCCAUAUUUAAUAAACCGAGCUAAACAUUUAAAAGUAGAGAACUUUGACUUUUUGGGUCGUAUCAAGAAUAUUAGGUCUGUUAUAAAAGACUCUGUACUGCAGUCAAAGCAAAUGGGUCGUAGAGAAAAUAAAAGUAUCAAUUUCGAAGGAAGAGUGCCAUUUGAUCUUUUAUUAGUUCUUGUACGUGAUUAUAAACUUCGGUCAUAUACUCUGAAUGCUGUCAGUUACCAUUUCCUUCAAGAGCAAAAAGAGGAUGUACAUCAUAGCAUUAUAUCAGACCUUCAGAAUGAAAAUGAACAAACCAGGAGAAGGCUGGCUAUGUACUGCUUGAAAGAUGCUUAUCUACCACUUAAACUUUUAAAUAAGUUGAUGUGUAUUAUAAAUUACAUGGAAAUGGCUAGGGUGACAGGUGUACCACUGUUAAGCUUACUCACUAGAGGUCAACAAAUAAAAGUUGUUAGUCAGUUGCUGAGAAAGGCUAAAGAUAUUGGAUAUUUGAUGCCAGCUUAUCACAGCCAAGGAUCAGAUGAACAAUUUGAAGGAGCUACUGUAAUUGAACCUAAACGAGGAUAUUAUGCAGAUCCAAUCUCAACUUUGGAUUUUGCAUCCCUGUAUCCUAGUAUAAUGAUGGCUCAUAACUUAUGUUAUACUACCUUAAUCCCACCAAAUAUGCAGAGUAAAGUUAAUUUAAGCAAUGACGAUUAUACAAUAACACCUUCUAAAAACAUGUUUGUAAAAGCUCAUGUUAGGAAAGGGUUACUGCCUGAAAUCUUAGAAUCCCUACUUGCUGCAAGAAAAAAAGCUAAAGCAGAAUUAAAAGAAGAGAAAGAUCCAUUUAAAAGAUCUGUGUUGGAUGGAAGGCAACUCGCUUUGAAAAUCAGUGCUAAUUCAGUAUAUGGUUUUACAGGAGCACAAGUUGGGAAACUGCCUUGUUUAGAAAUCUCUGGCAGUGUUACUGCAUAUGGAAGAACUAUGAUAGAAUUUACAAAAACUGAAGUUGAAAAAAAAUACACAAAAGCAAAUGGUUACAAAGAAGAUGCUAUAGUAAUAUAUGGAGAUACUGACUCUGUUAUGGUUAAGUUUGGUGUUAAAACUCUUGAGGAAAGUAUGGAGUUGGGCAGAGAAGCUGCUGAUUUUGUCACUACAAAGUUUGUUAAACCUAUAAAAUUGGAAUUUGAAAAAGUAUACUACCCAUACUUACUUAUUAACAAGAAACGAUAUGCUGGACUAUAUUUUACAAAACCAGAUAAAUAUGAUAAGAUGGACUGCAAAGGUAUUGAAACAGUUAGAAGAGACAAUUGCCCACUUGUGUCUAACAUGAUGAGUACUUGUCUUCAAAAGCUACUUAUAGACAGAGAUCCAGAUGGUGCCGUCAAUUAUGCAAAGCAAGUGAUUGCAGAUUUAUUGUGCAACAGGAUAGAUAUAUCGCAACUAGUUAUUACUAAGGAGUUAACAAAAAAUGAUUAUGCUGCUAAACAGGCCCAUGUGGAAUUAGCUAACAAAAUGAAAAAACGAGAUGCUGGAACAGCACCUAAACUUGGUGAUAGAGUUCCAUAUGUUAUAUGUUGUGCAACUAAAAACACACCUGCUUAUAUGAAAGCUGAAGAUCCUAUAUAUGUCUUGGAAAACAGUGUUCCAAUUGAUUUCAAUCAUUACAUGGAAAAUCAACUGUCUAAACCUCUUUUAAGAAUUUUUGAACCAAUAUUGGGAGACAAAGCUGAAUCUUUACUAUUAAAAGGUGAGCAUACUAGGACAAAAGCCAUGGUUACUUCAAAAGUGGGUGCUUUAGCUGCUUUUACAAAGAAAAAAGAGAAAUGUAUAGGCUGUAAAACUGUUAUGCCUAAUGAUGCUGUAAAAGCUGUAUGCCAUCAUUGCUUACAUAAGGAAAAACAGAUAUAUAUUACUGAAGUAUUUAAAUUGAGACAUCUUCAGGAAAAGUUUUCGAGACUUUGGACUGAAUGUCAAAGAUGUCAGGGCAGUCUGCAUGAGGAAGUUAUUUGUACUAACAGAGACUGUACGAUAUUUUACAUGAGAAAGAAAAUGGGAAUUGAAUUAGAUACACAAGAAAAAACAGUCCUGCGGUUUGGUGAACCUUCAUGGUAA
This is a messenger RNA of Arctia plantaginis, 3255 nucleotides long. The record is from the annotation of a GenBank genome assembly. NCBI's taxonomy places the organism in Eukaryota, Metazoa, Arthropoda, Insecta, Lepidoptera, Erebidae.